GCAGACGCAAGCUGCGAAGAAGAAAGAGAUCAGUGGGAGAUCAUGGCCUCCAUGAAGCUCUCCUUCACCUUCAUCCUCCUCCUCUCCGGGCUCGUCGGGCUGGGCGAGAUCGGCGGCACGGGGGCGGCGUGCCCGGCGCGGUGCGUCCAGGCGGCCUACCUCACCUGCGACAACUACCCGUCGAAGCAGAUCGGGGGGUGCGACUGCCAGUGCGCGCCCAAGGAUGGCAAGAACUGCAGGCUCCACUUCCUGACCACCGGCAGGACGUUCAACUGCCCGGCGCAGUAGGAGACAUCAGCCAUGGCCCAUGGAGUGCUAACCAAACCUUGUACAAAUCAUAGUCAGGUCGUUUUGCUCGUUUCGUGUCCUCCUGUGCGCGCCACACGGGCGGCUGCACGUCGCGCGGGUCGUGGGGAUAGAUCGCCCACACUAGCGUUUCUCGUUUGUGCAAGCGUCGGUGAAUAAAAGGAGGAAGCAAACUGCAAACCCGAAAACGCUGCAGCUUCAUUGCAGCACAAGAUCCAUCGUACGUGUUCCACUUGUGUUCGUGCGUGUGACUUCAUGGCUUGCCGCCGGCGACCAACGCCGGGGAAAUCCUGGCAUGGAGGGGUGAUACAGUAACAUAAAGCAAUUUCAUCAUGUCCGGUGUGACCGUGGGUUUGAUGUUUGAGAGACUGUGAGUUGAACAGAGUAAUGUUGCCGCACAAUUAAGUUGCACCUAGGGGUCUCCUUUUUUAUGGAGAUCAUUAUACUCAUGUACGUCUUGGAGUAUCUGGACAUCACGAAACGAUUGGAUCUUUAACAAUCUGGACCCAACUGUGGAUAGCUGCAAAAGGAAAUUCAAGUCAGAGUUCACGCUGUUACUUCACCGAGCCAAACCAAGCUGUGUUGCGGCAAUGCAAACUUGGUUGGAAUCCAUUUAGUUUUUCUUUCCUCCGGUUCUCUUUUUAUUUCCUUGUUGAACUUUUUUCCUUCCUUCCUU
Messenger RNA from Panicum hallii, 982 nucleotides. RefSeq lists its product as uncharacterized. Lineage: Eukaryota; Viridiplantae; Streptophyta; Magnoliopsida; Poales; Poaceae. The record is from RefSeq and is a predicted model, not a curated record. The transcript is spliced from 2 exons. The coding region runs from base 43 to 288 and encodes 81 amino acids.